CUCCCACAGAAUCAAGAUUUCUCCACAAGGCAAGUGCUACUGAAUCAUAAUCAUCUUGAGUUCUUCUUAUUACAUAUAUAGCUUUAUCAUGAAGAACUCGCAUUCUUUUAUUUCUUUACACAGCCAUCCACAUUUCCUUCUUUUAGUCUGAGAAUUGUGAGGGUGAAGAAGAAGAAGAAGAAAGAAACCAAAUUCUCAGUCUCACAUUGCGCAAGAUCCAAGUGGUAUAUCAUCAAUUGUGUAGAAAGAUGGUGGCUACAAUUGAGGACAAAGGUAAACAAAAAAUGGUAUAUGAUAGUGAAGAUGAUGAUCUUGCAAAACCCCCUCCAAGAAUAGUAAGAGCACUUGUUGUGGAAAAUGAUGACCGCAUUCGGAAGAUUCAUGAAAAAAAGUUGAAACAACUUGGUGUGGAAACUCGUUCAGUGAAAACCGGCCGAGAAGCUAUAGAAAAAAUUUGUGUUGAUGAAAUCUACGACUUAGUUCUCAUUCGUAGGACUUUGCCUUUCAUGGAUGGACUUGAGGUGACGAAGAUGCUGCGAAAAAUGGAGUACCCUACAACGAUUGCUGGUGUGUCGCAACCCCUUACAGAUUUAGAAAAGAUAGAAUUUUAUAGUGCAGGGCUAGAUAUUUGCAUUGAUAACGAGACACCCUUGACCCGUAGAACACUAGAAUUCAUUGUUAAAACUGUUUCUCCCCGCAAAACUUGGAAGCAAAGAUCUGAUUACCUAUGUUUUCUCAUUCACGGUCCUCCUUCUGGUCCUGGUUCAAGUUCUACUUCUAAAAACGUUUGUGAAGAAGAUUAAGCAGCAUGCAUCUGCAUGGCCUUUUCAGGAUGAUCCAUGGAUUGUGUA
This is a messenger RNA of Lathyrus oleraceus (garden pea), 851 nucleotides long. Its product is annotated as two-component response regulator 24. Bases 249 to 803 code for a protein of 184 amino acids. The transcript is spliced from 3 exons. The record is from RefSeq and is a predicted model, not a curated record. Gene Ontology annotation, biological process: phosphorelay signal transduction system. NCBI's taxonomy places the organism in Eukaryota, Viridiplantae, Streptophyta, Magnoliopsida, Fabales, Fabaceae.